Messenger RNA from Lichtheimia ornata, 2115 nucleotides. RefSeq lists its product as uncharacterized. Bases 1 to 2115 code for a protein of 704 amino acids. Gene Ontology annotation, molecular function: ABC-type oligopeptide transporter activity; ATP binding; ATP hydrolysis activity. The record is from RefSeq and is a predicted model, not a curated record. Lineage: Eukaryota; Fungi; Mucoromycota; Mucoromycetes; Mucorales; Lichtheimiaceae. Gene Ontology annotation, cellular component: membrane. Gene Ontology annotation, biological process: transmembrane transport. The transcript has 8 exons.
AUGUUGCGAUGCCUGGCGACUUGUUCUCGGUCCACCUUAAAGACCAGGCCGUUCAUUACCAAUGGGCCCACAACUUCAGCACGCAUUUAUACAACACGCUUCCAUAAACAACUUCCUCGUCACUCUAAUCUAUUACCAAGAUCAACAUUGGGCGAUCGUCUCGCUCUUUAUUCCACCAAACCACCUACCUCCUCCUCCUCUUCCAAUGCUGUCAAAAACACGGCAACUCCCAAGUUGAAUGGGUCCAAUAUCGAAGCUGUUGCUAGUCAAAGCAAGCAGCAGGCAGCAGCUAACGACACCAAAGAUAUCAAGCGUCUGUUUCAACUAGCUAAACCCGAGAUAAAAAGCAUCACAGCUGCCAUUGGUUUAUUGCUGAUAUCUUCAUCCGUUACUAUGUCGGUUCCAUUUUCCAUGGGCAAGAUUAUUGAUAUUGUCACGCAUCCUGACAUGGAAGGGUAUCUUGGCUUGUCUAUGCCUCAGUUUAUGGGUGUCCUUUCGGCAGUUUUCGCAGUGGGUGCUAUAGCAAACAGUGGCCGAGUAUUGCUCUUUCGACUGGCUGGUGAAAGGAUCAUCCAACGGUUACGUAAUGACUUGUACAAGAACAUCCUCAGGCAAGACAUGGCAUUCUUUGACAAGAACAGGACCGGUGAGUUGAUUUCCCGAUUGUCCGUCGACACAGCCAUUGUCGGCAAAAGUAUCACCGGUAACGUGAGUGAUGGUUUAAGAGCUCUUGCCACGGCCGUGGUUGGUAGUAGCAUGAUGUUUUGGGUUAGUCCUAAGCUUACAGCGGUCAUGAUGGUUGUCGUUCCACCUGUCAGCAUCUUUGGUAUCUUGUAUGGCCGUUAUGUCAAGAAUCUUUCCCGCAAAACCCAGACAGCAUUGAGCGAGAUUACCAAGCUUGGAGAAGAACGCAUUAGCAGCAUCCGUACCGUUCAAGCAUUUGCCAAGGAAAAGGAAGAGGGAAAUCGAUAUUGGAACCGGGUGAUGGGUGUUUACGACCUUGCAAGGAAGGAAGCUAUUGCUAGCGCUGUGUUCUUUGGUGGUGCUGGUCUUUCAGGAAACCUUGCUAUUCUCGCUGUAUUAUGGUAUGGUGGACACAUGGUGAUGGAGAAUGCAAUCACUAUUGGUGAACUUGCGUCGUUCAUGUUGUACACAGCGUAUGUGGGCACAUCCUUGGGAGGUUUGACAUCCUUUUACUCGGAAAUCAUGAAAGGAGCUGGUGCUGCUGAGCGUUUAUUCGAUCUCAUGAACCAACAAAGCCCCAUCAAGAUGAAUUCCGGCGAGAUUCUUAGCAACCUUCAGGGCAAGAUUCAAUUUGAAAAUGUAUGCUUCUCCUACCCAAGUCGACCCCAUUCACCGAUCUUCAAUAAUCUCUCACUCGAUAUUCGUCCUGGCACAGUGGUUGCUAUUGUUGGUUCUUCUGGUUCGGGUAAAUCCACUAUUGGUUCGAUGCUCCUCAGAUACUACGAUCCAAACCACGGCAACAUUUACAUUGAUGACACCAACCUCAAGGAUAUCAACUUGACAUGGUGGCGAGAGAAUGUCGGUGUCGUAUCGCAAGAACCUACGCUGUUUGCAGGCACUAUCCGUGACAACAUUGCCUAUGGUCGUGAAAAUGCUACUAUGGAUGAGAUUCGGGAAGCGGCGACCAGGGCCAAUUGUGCUUCAUUUAUUGAAUCAUUCCAUGAUCAGUAUGAUACCUUGGUCGGUGAACGAGGCGUGAGUUUGAGUGGUGGCCAAAAACAACGUAUUGCCAUUGCACGUGCCUUGCUAAAGAACCCGUCGAUUCUCGUUUUGGAUGAAGCUACCAGUGCAUUGGAUUCAGAAUCUGAAGCGCUUGUACAAGAUGCGUUGAACCACUUGAUGCAAGGAAGGACUUGUUUGACGAUAGCUCACAGAUUAUCUACAAUAAGAUCAGCUGAUGUGGUCAUGUGCCUUGACAAAGGUGGUGUCGCUGAGAUGGGUACAUAUUAUGAUCUCGUCAACAAGAAGGAUGGCGUUUUCCGUAGACUGGUGGAAUUGCAAUCACUUGGUGGUGCUUCUUCUCAACGAAGCUCGAGCAGCAGUAACAAUGGCCAUAGUGGCGAUGAUCAUCAAGAACAUCAUCAUCAAUAG